Messenger RNA from Thunnus maccoyii (southern bluefin tuna), 1325 nucleotides. RefSeq names its product HUS1 checkpoint clamp component (gene hus1). Gene Ontology annotation, cellular component: checkpoint clamp complex; nucleolus; site of double-strand break. The transcript has 8 exons. The record is from RefSeq and is a predicted model, not a curated record. Gene Ontology annotation, biological process: mitotic DNA replication checkpoint signaling; double-strand break repair via homologous recombination; mitotic intra-S DNA damage checkpoint signaling. Lineage: Eukaryota; Metazoa; Chordata; Actinopteri; Scombriformes; Scombridae. Bases 112 to 969 code for a protein of 285 amino acids.
GGCUGAUGUUUCCGUCGGACCUUUGACACAGACGGACCAAACAAACGCUCUGAAGCGCCCAACAAGAGGAGCUGAAACUGAUAUUUACUAUAUUUACUGUCACAAGUAAAAAUGAAGUUUCGAGGGAAAAUCGUGGAUAUAGCCUGUCUCAACCAUUUCACCCGAGUCAUCACCACCAUCUCAAAGCUGACAAAGAUGUGUGUCCUGAGACUGACUCCUGACAACCUGUUCUUCGUUCUGUCUGGUAAAGUGGCCAACGGAGGGGUCAGCAUGUGGUGUGAACUGUCACAGGCUAACUUCUUCGAUGAAUACCAGAUGGAGGGCGUGUCCUCCGAGGCCAAUGAGAUUUGUCUGGAGGUGACUCCAGAGAACUUGUCCAGAGCCCUGAAGACGGUCCAGAGCGCCAAGGCCGUCAAAGUUAAACUGACGAAGAAGCACUGCCCCUGCCUCACCAUUGCCGCUGAGCUGCCCACCCUGUCUAGCAUCAGCCGAGUCGUCACUCAUGAUGUCCCAGUUGACGUCAUCCCCCGGAGACUCUGGCACGAGUUCAAAGAACCAGACAUGCCAGACUUUGAUGUCAGUAUCUACCUGCCUCCUCUGAAGACCAUGAAGAACGUUGUGGACAGAAUGAAAAACCUCUCCAACUUCCUGGUAAUAGAGGCCAACCUGAAUGGAGAGAUGAACCUGAAGAUUGAGACAGAUCUGGUUUCUGUCACCACUCACUUCAAAGACCUUGGAAACCCUCCGUGGGGUGAUGACGCAUCCCAGGACGGUGGUCUGUCUCAGAGCAGGGAUCCAGAGAACAUGGCCCAGGCUAGGGUGGACAUCAGGAAGCUGCAGCAGUUCCUCAUGGGACAGCAGGUCAACCCCAGCAAGGCCAUGUGCAAUAUCGUCCAUCAUAGCGUUGUCCACCUGAUUCUGCUUCAUGAAGAUGUGUCGCUGCAGUAUUUUAUCCCCGCUGUGGCGUAGACGUUCUGCAGACCACACAAGUUAUUUCUGCUCACUGUCAGUUUGAGGAAAAAGAAAAAUGGACUGCGUGUCUGUUUCAAGUGCUUCCCCACAUGGCAAAGGAAUCUUCUGUCACGCCAAACCCAACCCAGACUGAGAUAAAACUCACAAUGUCUGGGAGUGUGUCCUACAUUUGAAAGAGACUUGGAGGUUGGAGGACCUCAGGAAGACUUUAGUCACUGACCUUUGGUAAGAGUGUGGACAUGCUGGUAAAUACACAUUUAUCGAGGAGGAGGGUGAAAAAGUGACUUGGACAGUUGAGAUAAAAGGGAAAAAGAAGUUAGACAUUUAAAGUUCAGAGUAUGUGUUUUGUAUUA